Messenger RNA from Uranotaenia lowii, 694 nucleotides. RefSeq lists its product as uncharacterized. Bases 69 to 620 code for a protein of 183 amino acids. The record is from RefSeq and is a predicted model, not a curated record. NCBI's taxonomy places the organism in Eukaryota, Metazoa, Arthropoda, Insecta, Diptera, Culicidae. The transcript is spliced from 2 exons.
AUAAAAACGCAUGUUUAUCGAACCGCUGCAAUCAAAGAGUGAUUGCCAUUUGGAAAGUGACAACAGAAAUGAAGAUUUUGGUUGCCAUUGCCAUUUUGACGGUCGGAGUUGCCCGGGCCAGUUACUAUCCGGCAUUCUACCCAGGUUACAAUCCGUAUGCGGCCCUUUCAGCGUUAGGUCUGUACCAUCCUUGGAUAGCUCCACCGGUGGCUCCACCUGUGCCGUAUUCUGGAACCUACUCGUACCACGAUGGCCACCGACCAACGGUAGUUCAGGCCAACAAUGAUGGGUACGCGUUCCCGCAUGUGGCCGCCAAGAGUGCCUACUCGUGGGAUCCCUGGACCCACCAUGGACACUCGGCAGCUGCAGCUGCAACUUGGGGAGUUCCUGCUGCAGCGAUCGCCACUCAUGUGCACGCUCCAGCAGCAGCAGCAGUCGCAACAACGCAAGCUGUAGCAGUUCAUCCGGCGAAUCCGUACCAGAAAACGGUGGUCCAGGCCAAUCUGGGAGGAGUAGAUCCUUGGAAGUAUGCCUCCUUCUACGGGACCGGUAUCUACGGUCAUGGGUGGAACAACUAUAUUCCAGCUCCGGCCAAAUAUUGGUACGGAGGACACUAUUGAGUGGAGGUAGGGAAUUCGAGAGCGUGCUGUUGUUUUAAUUUAUUAAACGGAACGAAGAAGUUGAUUAAAGAUGG